Messenger RNA from Vitrella brassicaformis, 1288 nucleotides. NCBI's taxonomy places the organism in Eukaryota, Vitrellaceae. The record is from the annotation of a GenBank genome assembly.
GAGGGACUCUGGUUUGCAUCAGCUGGCGGUGCAUACUCUUGACAUCCGAUCAGUCGAUACUCAUCUGUGUCUGCAUCUUUCGUCGAUGAGGCGAUGAGCGCACCAGCAGCAGCGGCAGCUGCAGUAGCAGCAUCGGCAGCAUCAGCGGCCAACGGGACGACAUUGACCAAGCCAUCCCGAAGGACGCUGGCCGACUUCUCCAAACUGGGACUCUCAUUCCUCAGGAGAUACGUUGUAAGCCGCCAACACACUCGCACGCACCUAUCCUCUGCCCGCGACAGCACAGCACGCUUGUGUGUGUUUGUGUGUUGAGCAGGCCCACUUUCACCUGGAGGAUGUUGACCCAGGCCAGGCGAAGGAGGUGCUCGUCAAGGCCGUGGCUGAGCACUUCGAGCAGAUGGAAAUCAACCCCGACGAAAUCAUCAAGAAGUUCCUCGAAAUCAAAAAGGCUCAGGAGGUCAGUCAGUCGACGGCCGGGAGGGUCGGCCAGCCAACACAUACACACGCCUGCCUGCCUGCCUGCCUGCCUCCGUGUGUGCCUGGCUGUGUGCAGGAGAACAUCCCCGAGGGUCCGCCACUGCUGCACCCCAUGUCAGCGCUGAACGGCAACCUUCGGCAGGGCCGCACGACCCGUCAGGAGGCGCGCAAGCAGCAGCAGGCACAGCAGGAGGCGCAGCAGCUGUAUGACGCCUCGCCUCUGCUGCCGGGGGAGGGGGCGCUGUCCGGCUCACUCAUGGAUAGCAUGGGCGACGGGAUGGGCUCGCGCAAAGUGACGGCCAGUGACAUGGGCAACGGAGCCAGCAGGUGGGUAGGUGGAUGGAUGAAUGGAUGGAUAAUGGGGCGAAUGGCUGUGCUGCGUAUGUUGUGGGCGUGAUGCUUUGCAGGAAGGGUUUCGGCAAGAAGCCAAAUGCGGUGAGUGACCAUAUGCACUGCCUGAGUGAUGUUGGGUUGCCCUCAUAUCUUUCAAGAUUGAUCUGGAUGGAUGGAUGGAUGGAUGUGUGUUUGUGUGGUGUUUGUGUGUGCAGGGCAAUGGGAACGGCAAGGGGGUGAAGAAACCCAUCAAGAAGAAGAAAUAGACGGAGGCAGGCAGGCGGGGCGGGUCUGGUGUAGCUCACUCGAACCUGCCUCUCCCUCUCUCUGCAUAUCUUGAGUCUGGCCGCCCUUUGAUGCAUGCCUUGAAUUCCGAGAGACAGACACUGUGUCCGUAAGACUCUGUCUGUCUGUCUGUCUGUCUGUGUGUGAAUACUGAAUGCGUUGAUCCACCUGCACGCCGUCACUGACGUUUCCA